This is a messenger RNA of Lactuca virosa, 942 nucleotides long. NCBI's taxonomy places the organism in Eukaryota, Viridiplantae, Streptophyta, Magnoliopsida, Asterales, Asteraceae. The record is from the annotation of a GenBank genome assembly.
AUGGCGUCUAAACUCUUUCUUCCCUUUUCAUGUAUCUUGUUUCUUGCUUUCUUUCUCCUUCCAGUUCUUUCGCAUUUGCCCUACCCUCAUCUACAACCAAAUGGGUUAUUGGGUAAUAACACUAACCCGUCACCUUUUGGGUUUCUUAAAUCCAUGCAAGGGUGUCGUAAGGGAGAGAAAGUGACUGGUGUUCGUGACCUUAAAGUCUAUCUUGCUCGUUUUGGAUACCUAAACUACCAGAAAAACCCUAAUCUCCCAGAUCUUGAUGAAGAUCAUUUUGACGAAGAGCUUGAGGCAGCCCUCAAGUCGUACCAAGCUUACUACCAUCUGAAUGCCACUGGGACACUCGACGAGCCCACGGUAUCAAAGAUGGUGAUGCCUCGUUGUGGGUUUCCCGAUAAAGAAACUCAUCAUAACCAUAACACCAAUAACUCUUUACACACAGUUUCCCAUUACAGAUUCUUUCCAGGAAGACCAAAAUGGCCAAGGGGUAAAAAGCAUCUAACUUAUGCUUUCGGAUCACGUUUCCCAACCAGAUUCAUGCCUCCUGUUGAUCGAGCAUUUAGAAAAUGGGCUACUGCUACUCGAUACUUCACGUUCUCAAGAGCUAGAAGUUAUCGUAGCGCUGACUUAAAGAUUAGUUUUGCACGUGGAUCUCAUGGAGAUGGGAAUCCAUUUGAUGGACCUGGUGGUGUGUUGGCCCAUGCUUUUGCACCUACAGAUGGAAGACUCCAUUAUGAUGCCGAUGAUCGUUGGGCAGUGGGAGCUGUUCGGAAUGCUUAUGACGUGGAGACUUUGGCAUUGCAUGAAAUAGGCCACUUACUUGGGCUUGGUCAUAGCCAAUUUCAGAAUGCGAUAAUGUGGGCUACGUUCAGGUCAGGAGUAACGAAAGGUUUGAAUUCGGAUGACGUUAGAGGGCUUAGGGCUCUAUAUGGGUUUUAA